UCGUAAUAGAGAACUUAAAGAAGCUGAAUACUGGAAUUAAAGAGCUCAUUUAGUACAAUCCAUCAUAGAAGCCUGAUAGCUACUAAUCAUAUAUGUAAUAAUACAAAUGCCGCACCAUCAGUACGUGGAACACAAGUACACUCGCUGGAUAAUGCUUGUGCUGAGGCUACUGUGGUCCCAUGCCUAUCUGUGGGUAAUGCUGCACGCGGCCAACGUUGUUCCCAAGGUCAACGAGCACUUGGAGAGUUCUGGGCUCUGGAGCCAUGACCAUAAGAUUCUGCUGUCAUAUAAGUCACAGAUCGGCUUCAGUCUGCGAGGUGAAAUCUUAUUCCUCUUCAAAUCGACAGGUGUGGCGCUCUUCCUGUACCUUUACUCUCGGUGCAGCUUUUAUGGAUAUUGUGUCACUCGCAAAAUGUGGGACACCUUUCCGUAUCCUCUACUAAUGCUUAUUGUCCCCUACCUGGCGUCAUUCCUCUAUCAGUGGAUCAAAAGUGUGCUGAUUACCUUCUGGACUCUGGCUAUUUUGAUCGGUAUCUGUGAUGGCGACAGUAUGCGGUAUUUGUUUUUGGAAUUUGCCAAAGUUCUGUUCUUCAAAAUCUUGGUGCUGGCCAAUUUCAGCGCCAUCAGUUUACGCACUUGGGCCCUUCUAAAGAUUCUUGAUGAAGAACCCGAACAGGGCAUCGUGAACUUUUCUAAUUUGGGCGAACAUUUGAAUGUAUUCCUGCGCAUUUGACCCCAGAUCUGUUGGGAAUUUAAAUUGUGCACUUCCCCAAUAAAGUUAACUGAGUGGAUCUCAGUUGUGUAUGCGGCGUUUAA
Molecule: messenger RNA, 816 nt
Organism: Drosophila obscura
Lineage: Eukaryota; Metazoa; Arthropoda; Insecta; Diptera; Drosophilidae
Exons: 2
Coding region: 107-733 (208 amino acids)
Source: RefSeq, a predicted model, not a curated record